GUGGCGCAAAUGUCUUUCCGGCCCGCUGGAUUCCAAAACAAAUUUAGCCUGACUGGUUGAUCGUGGACCCAGAAACAUGGGUACUCCACAGAAAAUGCAGCACUACAUGGAGCGACAUCGUCUCAGCUCACUUUUUGAGGAUUUAAUGAAUAAGGUUCUACAUGACCAGCCUGAGAAGCCAUUGAUCUACCUGAUAAAGGUGCUGUAUAAAAAGGCAGGGAUGGACACACCUACAGAUUUGAAACUGGCAGGAGUCAGAAGGAGUUCUCCAGAAAGAAUAAUGAAUCGCAACAGAAGUCCUGAGAUGACUAGGAAAGCGACAACACAAGCCUGGGCUUCCAAAUCUGUUGAUGUUACUGGUAGAGGGUACAAUAAACCUUGGCAGACACACAGUAAAAAACCCAAGGCCACGGACGCGGAGUACGACGAGCCGGUAAAACCUGCUGGUAGACAGGUACCAAAACAUCUGCUGUCGGAUUCUAACCUUCGACCUCAGUCAACACAAAGCUGUCGUCCUCACUCACAGACUCUCCGUCCUCAGUCUACAACUCUGCGUCCUCAGUCGGCAAACCUUCGUCCUCAAUCUGCUCUCAGGUCCCCCUCCUCCCCGCGUCACGAUGUGCAGUUGUCUCCCCUGGAUGAUGUUUUGUUGGUUACACCAAUAAGUCCAGGGAAAAAACAGAAAGGUCAGCCAUGGAACACUGAUAAUAAAGUUGGUUUCUCUUCCUUUGAUGAAAUAUUUGAGGAAUCGCCAGGAAAGGCGGGUAGUUCCAAACAGAAAAAGAAACCUGAAUCUUCGCCGACAGACGCCAGGAAGGCCUGGGGCUCCAGUGGAAUGGAUGAUGAUAAUGUACAGUAUAACUCCACCAACUACAGAGGACCACGGACAAACAGAUACGACAACGACGAUCCACUCGCCGGGGAAAUCAUGAAUGAAAAGGGGCCUAGCGUCACCAAAGAAACGGCUAAGGUUGUCAGUACAAGUCGUGUGCGAGGUCGUAAAGUUGAUGCCAAGUCCCAUCGGAAGGAGCUAGAACAAAUGAUCACCGAGGAAUCUCAGAACGACUCGGGCUACGGUGAAGAGAAGGGAAUGGAGGAAGAGGAUGACGCCAUAGAACUGUUAGAGGAUGGGGAAGAACUACGUAAAGAAGGGGCUCGCAACAUAUCAAAUACAGGUUACAAGCUUAGCCGGAUCAUGCGGGAACGACAGCAAGAAGCUAAUGUAAAACUUAAUAUAAAGUUUUCCAAUACUGGUGAGUGACUCAACACCAAGAUACUCUGUACAGUUUCCACGUUUAUUUUGUUUUUCUCAGUUUCUUGUUUAUCGAACAUUUUCC
This is a messenger RNA of Mizuhopecten yessoensis (Yesso scallop), 1337 nucleotides long. RefSeq lists its product as uncharacterized. Lineage: Eukaryota; Metazoa; Mollusca; Bivalvia; Pectinida; Pectinidae. The transcript is spliced from 12 exons. Bases 77 to 1261 code for a protein of 394 amino acids. The record is from RefSeq and is a predicted model, not a curated record.